ACACACCAAACCCCCAUUAAUAUAAAACGACUGUUUUUAUAUAGAUAGACAGACGGAGAAAACUUGAAUAAACACACCCUCUCAGCCGUCCUAAAUUCUCUCUUUUUUCUCUCUUCUUUUAGCAGAUACAAUCAAAUGGGUUCUACAGAUCCAAAAACCUUCCUGUUUGAAGACGUAUCUAAGCAUAACAAAACCAAAGAUUGCUGGCUUAUCGUUGAUGGAAAGGUUUAUGAUGUAACCCCAUUUAUGGAGGAUCACCCCGGAGGUGAUGAAGUUUUGUUAGCUGCAACUGGGAAAGAUGCAACCGAUGAUUUUGAGGAUGUGGGCCACAGUGAUGAGGCUAGAGAAAUGAUGGAAAAGUAUUACAUUGGUAAGGUAGACUCGGCAACCGUUCCUAAGAAACGCACGUAUGUUGCACCGACUGACAGGGCCUACAAUCCCGACAAGACUCAAGAUUUUGUUGUUAAGAUUUUACAGUUUCUCGUGCCACUUUUGAUCCUGGGGUUAGCUUUUGUGGUCAGAUCUUACACAAAGGAGAAGUCUGCUUGAGACCUCGCUUGAGGUUUAGAUUGUUUGUGGUGUUGAAAUUAUGUUAUGAAGAAUGUUAAAGUUAGUUUAUGGUGUCUGACUCUGGCUACCAUUUUAAACAUGUCGAGGUUGUCUUUAUUGCGUGAGACUUGUGUUAUUACUUGGAAUCCUUGUUGGUUUUCUGAUGAAUGUGCCAUUAGGACAAGUCUGUCUUUAAUAUUGCAUUGCACUGAAAACCACUUGGGAGCAUUUGGUUCAUUAGAAUUUGGAGGAAUCAAGCGGAAUAAAAUCAUAAGUUUCAUUAA
Messenger RNA from Erigeron canadensis, 833 nucleotides. RefSeq names its product cytochrome b5-like. Gene Ontology annotation, molecular function: heme binding. The record is from RefSeq and is a predicted model, not a curated record. The transcript has 4 exons. Gene Ontology annotation, cellular component: membrane; intracellular membrane-bounded organelle. The coding region runs from base 136 to 549 and encodes 137 amino acids. NCBI's taxonomy places the organism in Eukaryota, Viridiplantae, Streptophyta, Magnoliopsida, Asterales, Asteraceae.